CUUGCUAGCUUAUCCUUUGCUUUUAUAGUUUAUUUUACCAACUGCCUUAUACGGCUUUCAACGUGCACAUGCGGUUUUGUGGCGUUUCUUGCCGGAGUGCUGAUCCACCACUGGUACUGGUUACAUGGCGUGAAACUAACUCGAAAAGAGAUGAUAUUCUUUGAUGAAACAAAUCUACUCGAAACCUCCAACGUUUUUGAAUAUACGUCUGUACCAAUUACGGAGGGUACCACACCCAUCUCUGGUCCUGACGUUUUUCCUGAUGCACCUACAACUAUUUGGCAGGCCCUGUUCUGUGAUGACAAGCAAUUGCAGAUGCAAAAGGUUAGCAUUCCAAAAUGCCGCUAA
Molecule: messenger RNA, 348 nt
Organism: Cooperia oncophora
Lineage: Eukaryota; Metazoa; Nematoda; Chromadorea; Rhabditida; Trichostrongylidae
Source: the annotation of a GenBank genome assembly